This is a messenger RNA of Drosophila novamexicana, 1843 nucleotides long. RefSeq names its product eukaryotic translation initiation factor 4H (gene eIF4H1). The record is from RefSeq and is a predicted model, not a curated record. Gene Ontology annotation, molecular function: RNA binding. The transcript has 4 exons. Lineage: Eukaryota; Metazoa; Arthropoda; Insecta; Diptera; Drosophilidae. Bases 184 to 1161 code for a protein of 325 amino acids.
AUGCAAUUUCAUUCAAAUAUUUUUGAGCGAAACUUCAAGUGUGAUAGCGGUUUCAAGUAGUGGGUGUUUUCCCUAGCGCCGCUAGCAUAUAGUGUGUACACACUGGAGCGCGUGCACACGGCGACAAUCUUGGUAGUCAGUCUGCGGAUUGCAGCGAAUUCGCUCAUUUGAAAAAAAUAAAACAUGGCUGGAAGAGGUGGUUAUGAACACGCUAGAGGUGGCUUUGGAGGCGAACGGCAUGUGAAGCAAAUGCCAACGGAACCCCCAUUUAUUGCGUACGUGGGCAACUUGCCACAGGGUCUCGUUCAGGGAGAUGUUAUGAAAAUAUUUAAUGACUUCGAGGUGAAAAACGUGAGACUGGUCAAGGAUCGCGAAACGGAUCAGUUUAAGGGCUUCUGUUAUGUUGAGUUCGAGACGCUGGACAAUUUGGAGCGUGCCCUCGAAUGUGAUGGUCGAAUAAAGUUGGAUGAUCUGUCGGCCCCGCUGCGGAUAGACAUUGCCGAUCGCAGGAAAAAUGAACGCCCUGGUGGCGGCAUUGGCGGCGGCGGCGGCAAUGGCGGCGGCAUGAGCCGCGAUGGCGGUCGAGAUGGCUUCCAGAAACGGGGACCACCACGUCAGGGCGGCAGCAGUCAAUCGUAUAGCCGAGGCGGUCCUGGCACCGGCGGCGGUCGCGAGGCCGGCGGCGGCUCUGGUAAUCGUGGCGAUAGUAGAGAUCGCCCGGCAAAUCGCGGCCGUUAUGGUAAUUUCAACAAUGACGAGCGCUUUGAUCGCAAUCAGGAUCGAGAUCGUGGCCAACGCGAAGGCAGCUAUGGUAACCAGUCGCGCGAUGGCGAUCGGUAUAACAACUUCAGCCGGCAUCGUGACCGCGAGCGCACCCACUAUAAUCCCAACCAGCAGCAGGAACGUCCCAGCGGCGUUGCAAUGGGCGCCAUUGGUAACAAUUCGAUGAGGCAAGAUUCCAAUAUGACUGCUAAUAAUUUGGAUAUUGUUGCAGAUGAUACGGAGCGGCCACGCCUCCAGCUAAAGCCGCGAACUAUUGCGGCGCCCAUUAACGCGGUGGCUGAAACCAAACAAUCGGCCUCCAUAUUCGGCAAUGCCAAGCCGCGCGAGGAAAAGCUUAAGGAGCUACAACAGAAUAUCAAUCACAAUGGCGAUAACUAGGCGGCGGCUCUGGGUAUCUUUAAUAUGCCUAAAUGAUAUUUAAACAAACAGCAAAAUAACAAUACAAACAACAAACAGAGCUAAUAAGAAUGAUAGGGGCAUAUAUCAUUUGUGUGAAAGAGGCGGAAUGCAUAUAUAUGAAGAGUCGAGCGGAUGAGAUGGAAGCAAAUGCAAAAACAAUACAAAAAUAUAAUUAAUAACUACGCUAUAUACCUAUUAUAUAAAAACGCUAUGUACUAUGCAUACAUAAUACACAUAAACAACACUUGGCUGGCCCUCUCCCCCGCGUCAGCCAAAGCAGCAAAGCAACUUACAAGAAACAAACAAACAAACAAACAAUGCGAAAUAACUUUCUUAUCACAUGAGUUUGCUGGAAAUUGGAGCUAAAGAAACAAUAACAUCGGCGACAACAACAACAAAUAACAACUUGAACGACAACACCAACAACAAGAACAACAACAACAACAACAAAUAGAAAUAACAACAAUGGAAAGUCUUUAAAUGUUAGUCUGUAAGCAGCGGUAAAGUUAGAGCCGUGCAUAUAGCUAUACUGAGUAUGUAUAGUCCAUAUAUGCGCGCUGCUAUUUGUUAGUUAAGUAAUGCAUAUUGUAAACCAAGAAAACAAAAAAAAAAAAACAAACAAAAAACAAAAACAAAAAACAAUUACGUUCUUACCAUUUAA